This is a messenger RNA of Onychostoma macrolepis, 4889 nucleotides long. It is a transcript of the gene abhd8a, whose product is annotated as abhydrolase domain containing 8a. The coding region runs from base 443 to 1807 and encodes 454 amino acids. Gene Ontology annotation, molecular function: catalytic activity. NCBI's taxonomy places the organism in Eukaryota, Metazoa, Chordata, Actinopteri, Cypriniformes, Cyprinidae. The transcript is spliced from 5 exons. The record is from RefSeq and is a predicted model, not a curated record.
CCUGUCAGUCACACAGAACACGAACCAAGACAUGGUUCCCGACUGCAGGAGAAAACAAGGGCACUGGGCUGGAUAAUUACCCAGCCGUGAGGAUGCUGAGAGGCGCAGCCCUCCUCUGCCUUUCACCGCGGCUGAACUCUGGAUGCCACUGGAUCGCUUUUAUUAAGAUGCAUCCUUUGAUCUCUCUGCACCUGAAUGCGCUUGCUUUAAUUUGAUUUCAAAAGGUGUAAAUCUAGAUUAGAAUGAGGAUGCCAAACAUCUCUCAUCUGCUCUGCAGAAUCCGAUUAAAUGACAUUAGCGGGUUGAAUUGACAGAUUACUGGUAGUAUAAUUGCUUUCAUUGUUUUAAAGAUUAUAAAUUAUCUUUCAAAUAUUGGUGCAUCGUUUAUUGCGCUUGCAAAUCCGAUUCGUCUCGCAGGCAUCGAUCCAGGUAAACCAGCGCCAUGUUGACCAGCAUCACAGAGAGCAUCUUCUGCUGCCUGAUGGGAAAGACGACCAGCGUCGUGCUGCCGGUUGAAUCAUCCGACGGCAAGCCUGCAGACGGAUUCGAGUUCGUCGAGGUGAAGCCGGGUCGUGUGCUGCGCGUGCGCCACAUCCUCGCCGAACGGCCUGCUACGACAGAAGCGCAGCCAGAAGCGGGCAGCAGCGUCCACUGCAAGCGCAAGAUCACGGUGUACCGCAACGGCCAGCUGGUGAUCGAGAACCUGGGCGACGUCCUCCACUCCGAGAUCCUGCAGUGCCAGAACGGAGACGUGGAGCAGUGCAGCACAGUGGAGGUGGAGCUGUCCGAUUACACCACCGCCCCCUCGUCCCCGGAUCCCAAACCCGCUCCGCCACUUCCCACCUCAGACCUGCAGAAACCGGCUCCUCCGCCCAGACGCCGGCGGCGGAGACCCAAGCGCACCGUGCUGAUCGAUACGGAGCGCUGCAUCAGCAGCUGUAAGGGGACGCAUCCAGACGUAGCGCUCUUCUUCAUCCACGGCGUGGGCGGCUCGCUGGACAUCUGGGGGAGUCAGCUGGAUUUCUUUUCGCGGCUGGGUUACGAGGUCAUCGCCCCGGAUUUGGCGGGACACGGCGCCAGCACUGCCCCUCAGAUAGCGGCGGCGUACACCUUCUACGCCCUCGCCGAGGACCUGCGCGCCAUAUUUAAAAGAUACGCCAGGAAACGGAACAUCCUCAUUGGUCACUCCUAUGGGGUGUCGUUCUGUACGUUCCUGGCACACGAGUAUCCGGAGCAGGUGCAUAAGGUGGUGAUGAUCAAUGGAGGCGGCCCCACGGCCCUGGAGCCCAGCCUGUGCUCCAUCUUCCAGCUGCCCUCCUGCGUCCUGCACUGUCUGUCUCCCUGCCUGGCCUGGAGCUUCCUCAAAGCUGGUUUCGCCAGACAGGGCGCUAAAGAGAAGCAGCUUCUGAAAGAGGGAAACGCUUUUAACGUGUCUCCGUUCGUUCUGCGAGCGAUGAUGAGCGGUCAGUACUGGCCCGAGGGGGAUGAGGUUUACCACGCCGAGCUGACCGUCCCCAUACUGCUGGUGCAUGGCAUGCACGACAAGUUUGUGCCGAUUGAAGAGGAUCAGCGGAUGGCAGAGAUCCUCUUGUUUGCGUUCCUGAAAGUGAUCGAGGAAGGCAGUCACAUGGUGAUGAUGGAGUGUCCCGAGACGGUCAACACGCUCCUGCACGAGUUCUUCCUCUGGGAACCUGACAAUUCCAAAAAGGACACGGUUACCACGGUAACAGCCGACGAGGCCACAGCCGUCCAGACGCUCGCCGUCAGCACAGGGACGCCCAAGGUCAACAAGCCCCUUAACAAGUAACCUGAUGAUUGACGUUUUCGUGGUAAACCAAUCAGAAGGCUGUUGAUGGCAGGCUGUCAAACAAGUCACCUUGGCUGAGAGCUGGUUUUUGGUCAGAAGGCCUGAGCGGGUGUCCAGACGGGGGUGAGAAAGAUUCACUGGAUCGAAGAGACUCUCUAGCGACGAGGGAAAAGCAGCAGCUGGUUUUAAACCAACAAUGGUGGUUUAUGACAUCACAAUGCCUUUGUUUCUCUCUGCUACCUUUGGACAAUAUCUUUCCCUCUUGUGCCGUCUAAACAAAAGGACUGGAGGUCCGUUCCAGAAGAUGGAAACCAAGUGUGUCCAAGUCCAGACGGGACUGAACUACAAGACAGAGGAGGAGAAUUUGCCGAGGUUGCUUUUAAAAAACCCAAGAGACUGUUUAAAGUCAACAAGAAACCCAUUUUACUUCCAUAAUAUGACACAUUGGGCACAAUUAUGAAACACAGCAGUUGCUUUAAAAAUAAUGAGAACUAAUUAAUUGUGAUUGGAAAAUAACAGGGUUGUUUUCAUGCUGAAUUUAAAGGACGUUUGUACAAAAUCUGUUUUCAUGUCAUACUAGUACUAACACGUUUUAACGUCUUCCCUCAUAAAUCAAAUCCACUGCUUCGAGUUGAAGAGCAAUUGAAAACAGAUGUAUGAGACACUCAGUCCUGUUAAAACAUCUUAAAAAGAUAAGGUACUGUAAACGAACACACAUUUUACUUGAAACAAAUCGUUCGAGUUAAAAAAACAAAACAACAGAUGUCAGUUCACAUGAAGGAUAAAAGCAGCACGAGCGAAAACAUUGACCGGGAAAUUUUAUGCACUUGUUCGUCUCCUAGCAACUAGAAAGUCGGGCAUUAGAACAAAUGCACGGUGAGAGAGAGAGAUAUAUAAUGAUGCUGCUGGCCACAACAUGACACGGUGCUGAGGAAAAACAGGAUAUAAGCUAAAGUAUCACAGAGCAGAUUGCAUAUACAAAUCUGAAUUUAAUAUUGAAAUGCUAUUGUGAAUAUCUAGUCAUCAGGUUGAUCCAAUCAUGUGCAAUUAUGCUCUACUGUACGAGGACAGACUGUCUGUCUAUGCAAAGAAUAACUGGGGGCUUCUGCACGCAUCUGGCUGGUUACCAUGAAAACAGCUAGUCAAAGGUAAAAUGGAUCAAGGAGGAGGUCUGGUCCAUCUAACCCUCCAUCACUGGAGAUAAUAAAAAAAAACAUAAAACAUCAUGAGAUCUCUGCAGGCUCCUCACGUUUAUGCAACGAAAGCAGUCAAACAUCACGUAUCAGAGCAGAUCAAUUGGAGAAAUUGUCAGGUUUUUAUGUAACUUAAAAUCCUACUGAUUAUUUGACAAACCGUAGUUGCUUUUAACUAAUAAUUAAUAAGAGAAAGGCAAUUCAAACGUCCUGAUAGAUUAGUCCUGACAAAAAAAAAAAACAGACUUUCAUGUACGUUACAGUUCAAAAGAAAUAUUUUAUUUUUUAAAAAGAAAUGAAUACUUUUAUUCAGCAAGGACGCAUUAAAUUGAUCAAAAAUGACAGUAAAGACGUUUAUAAUGUAACGAUUUCUAUUUCAAAUAAAUGCUGUUCUUUUGAACCUUCUAUUCAAAGAAUCCUGAAAAAAAUUUAUCAGUUUCCACAAAGUACAAAUAUUGUACAGCACAACUGUUUUCAACAUUGAUAAUAAUCAGAAAUGUUUCUUGAGCAGUAAAUCAGCAUCUUAGAAUGAUUUCUGAAGAAUCAUGUGACACUGAAGACUAACUGAAGAGUAAUGAUGCUGAAAAUUCAGCUGCGCAACACAGGAAUAAAUGACAUUUUACCAUAUAUAACAUAUAUACUACAAAAAACAGUUAUUUUGAUUUAGAAUUUAUUUCACAAUUUUACUGUUUUUACUGUAUUCCUGAUCAGAUAAAUGCAGCCUUGGUGACUUUCCAAAAACAUUAAAAAAAAAAUUCUUACAGGCUCCAACUGUUGAAAGCUACAGUAUCGUAACUGUAAAUUCCCAUUUCAACAACACCACAAUUAUGCAUUAGAACAAUAAAAUGCGCAGACGUAAUUCUCAUAAUUCAACUACUGAUAAUAACUGAACACACGUCCUUCAGGAAGGAAAUUUACACUUUUUUAUUGAUUUAUUUUACACACUCGCUGUGUGAAUGAUAUGAGAAUUGAAGCUAUCUGAAGGAAAAACUGUGGACUGAAUUGCGAGUGAAUGAGUUUGUCUACAGUGAUUACAGCUGGAUGCCGGUGUUUAACAACAAUCCCAGUGUUACCAGAGAGAAGCUUCUAGCAUCUUAUUAUUACUGAGACUACUUAAGCCCUACGGGUGGCAUCUGUGGCCUGCUGCCGUUUAGCACAGACAGUAAUCUCAUUCUUCAGUUUGUAAAAACAACAACAAAGCAUUUACAGUGAUGCACCUACUGUACAAUCCGUGUCUGUGGAAGGUUACUGGAUUUUACAUUGUCAGAAUAAGUCAAAAUAAUCGUAAUAUGUCACACUAUUGUCAUGUUAACAUGUACGAUGCUUAAGUCCUGUGACUUUGUUGAAAACAGUGAAUAUUUUAGCAUUUAUUCCAGUGCAGACUUCCACUGAAAGUGCAUUACUGUACAUGCGUCGUUCCUUGUUUUUGCAAAAAUGAUACGAUAAACAAUUCCACAGAUGUUGCUCAUUCAGCUUAAGUUACACCAAGCCCAGAAUAUUUAAUUAAACGUUACUUGCAUUGACAAUUUCACUGUAAUGCAACGCAGACUGACUUUCACACGAUAUGAAUUUUAUUGCAGCCACUCCUGUGAAUUAGAAAACUAAAAACAUAGGUGUUUUACUGCCUUCUAGAUAAAACAGCAUAUUUUUUCAUUUGUGUAAACGAGCAGUAUAUGCGCAUCCCUUUUGGAUUUAUCUGGCCUUAUCAAAGGGAUGGAAAUUAUUUCUCUGACAUUUGAUUGGAGGAAGGAUCACUGACAAUUUUAGAGAGUUUGUAGCUACAUGGUUUUAAUAUCAUAAAGAAAAUAUAUCCCAAAGAUUUAAUGUUUACUAAGCAUCAAUAUUUAGCAUUGGCUGAGAAAAAAAAAAAAAAAAAAUUAAUAAUACAA